AUUUAUUGUAUUUAUUAUUGUGUAUUUAAUUUUAUAAUUAUUUUUUCAGUGAUACACUAGCGUUGUUUGGAAGUUUAUAAAAAAGAUUUUUUUUUAAGAUGUCGGACUCAUCUGAUGGAAAUUUGGAGUUAAAACCUGUAAUAGUAACUUCAUCUUCACCAACCCCGGUAAAAUCAACCGCAGUGGUAAAAUACUCCACAGUAGCCCCAGCAACCUUCGCGCAGCUCCAAUGCAACACCAAUCUAAACCACCCCCCGUCAAACUGGCUAAGCAGUUCCGCGGAGAGCUACGGCCUCCAGAGUAUCCAGCCCCCAAACACCGGGUUCUCCAGUUUCCGAAUGGCCCAAAUGUUCCCUGACUGCGUCGGCGAUGUCGACGUGGUCUCCGACGCGGAGAACAUAAAGAAACUCCUAAAAAUGCCUUACAGCCACGGGGUAGUUUCAAUGAUGGUCCACCGAAUUGAGAACACUUUACUCCUGGACGACUUUGACAUCCAGAAGUACCUCUUACGUCAGGCUGAAAGCGACUGGAAGUGGUUGAAAGAAUUCAUCUACCAGCACGUGUUCCCCCCUGAAGACAAAGAGAAGCGUCUGUCCCACCGACCGAAUAGCAGGAACGCGAUCCAGCAGCGGAACCUGACCUCCAAGUUCCUCUACCACUCGCUAGUCCCUUCUGCAGAGCCAAAGCCGCUUCCGACUCCGCCCCUGCCCCUUCAGAAGUUAGAAACAGAACCUACUCCACCCCUUCCUGAACCAAGCGAAGAACCUGGUCCCGGUCCAAGAAGCCACUUCUCCAGAAACAUAGUCUGGACCUUUGAGAACAUCCAGAUGCUAAUUGGAACCAAUAUGCCGAUUUUCGGGGGCCAAACUCAUCCCUGUAUCUCCCUUAGGCUCAGAGACAUGAACAAGCCUAUCAACGUCCUGACUGGCAUCGACUACUGGCUGGACAAUCUGAUGUGCAACGUCCCUGAAGUGGUGAUGUGCUACCACCUGGACGGAAUUGUCCAGAAGUACGAGCUGAUAAAAACUGAAGAUCUUCCCAAUUUGGAUGACGCUAAGUUCAGUCCCAAGGUGAUCAGGGACGUGGCUCAGAAUAUUCUGAGCUUCCUGAAGAAUAACGCGACGAAAGCUGGACACACUUACUGGCUCUUUAAGGGAAAAGAUGACGACGUAGUCAAGCUUUAUGACCUGAGUUCCCUUUGCAGUGAUAUUCCUGAAGACAAGGGCCAGAAUCCUUUCACUGUUCCUGUUGCCAUGUUGCUCUACCGCGUUGCCAGGAACAUGAAGUACUCUAGUGAUUCAGGGUAUCAAGGAACGAUCAGGAUGCUCUUGAAGAAUUGCAUUGACCUUCUGGAUAUCGAGAAGUAUCCCCAGAUCGUUACAUCCGCGCAUUAUAUGCUUUCGGAUCUGUACGUUCCAGCAGAUACUGAUCCAGCGGCGCCUGUUUUGAUGGAGCAGGAAAAAGAGGAGCAGAAUACCAGUUCCGAAGCCGAAGGAGAGGAGGAUGAUGUAGGAGAGGGAGAGAUAUCUAUCCAAUCGUUGACGCUAACGCAUAUUAGGGAGGAGGAAGUAGGGUGCAAGUUCAGGCCGCCUCCGAUCAGUGGAACUGUCGCGGAACGCUGUUUGGACGGAUUGAGACAUGUUAUGGAGGGGUUAGAAUGCUUGAAAUACUUUCCGGAGGAGAAGGAAGAAAAGGAGGAGGAGGUUCUCAAGAUGGCCAAGUCUUUUGAAGCUAUUCCGAUGCCGUAUGAGAGUUUGAAGGAGGAGAAGAAGAAAAAAAAGAAGGAGAGAAAGAAGCAUAAGGAGAAGGAUGAGAGGAAUAGUAAAGCGGUUUGCAAGAAGAUGGAGAACUUACCGACCUGGCAGAAGAAGAGCGAUAUUCAAGAUUGGAAGAAUCAUUUGAAAAUUCUGUUGUAUGAGAAAGCGACGCUGAUUUUUGCGGUUUUGGGAGAGUAUGAGUAUACGAACCAGAGGUUCGGGAGGUCGCUGAGGUAUAGCUUGGCGGUGCUGAGGUGUCAUCGGAUUUUGGAGAUUUUUUGUGGGAUGAAGAAUGAUAAGUUGAUUAGUUAUUUGUUGGGGAGGGCUGGAGAUUGCUGUUUGAUGAUUGUUCAUGAUUGGCAGAAUAUUGAGGAACACAAGAGGGCGUAUGAAGAGGCAGAUGAUGUUGAGGUUAGAAUUGUCAGCGAGCUGUUUGAUAUGGAUAUGAAUGUAGAAGAGCUGCUUCCAGAAACCUUAACAACCCUGGAAGCGAUCUUAGUAGUCUCUUUAAAUUGCUACGAGCAAGCCUUAGCCCUAGGACCACUUGAACCCGACAAGAACAUCCUAAUCCGUCGUCUAGGAAACAUCCACAAUGAGCUAGGUGUCCUCUACAUGAACCAAGCUACCUCAAAAUACCAGCAAGUAGACCAGGAAGAUUCUACCCCUGUUGCUGAGGUAACUUCCUUGCUGAAUAAGUCCUGCCAGCACCUAGAGGCCGGGGUGAAGGCUUUUGAAACCAGCAAAGAUGACGUCAAUCUGGCUCUUCUUCACUCGAAUUCAGGCAGAUUGAUGAGGACCUGGGCCCAUAUUCCUGACAAGAGUCAGAGCCAGGAGAAGUACUUCUACAACAAAGCAAUCAUGAGUUAUCAAACCGCCCUACAGGUUCUUGGGAGCAAGAAAACCAAUCCUUUUAUCUGGGAGGACGUCACCUGGGAGCUGUCUAGCACCCUUUAUGCCAUGGCAACUUUGACUCAAGAUUUCAAUAAUAGCAAUCAUAAGACUGAAGAAGAAGUGACCAGAGAAGUAGUAGAACUUUUACAAAAAGCUCUCAAGUACUGCGACACUGUGACACCAGGCCCUCGGCAGCCGAUUUACCAGUUCCGGGCCGCGAACAUCCAGCACCGUCUCGGGUCACUCUACCACCGCGUUUACCGCGAAUUGGACCAAGAGGAAGUCAACAAACGCAAAACUUCACUACAAUUAAGCCGCCUGCACUAUGAAAAAGCGGCGAUAUUGUUCAUGGCGCUCGAGCAACCAGUUGAGUUCCUCACCGUUCAGAUGGAGCGCGUGGCGCUUGCGGAACAUCAGGCAUCUACCUCAACAUUUACAAAAAAAUUGAAAGCUUAUCAGUCAGGCUUGGAUUUAAUUUUGGAAGCCAUCCCAAUGUUGGAAAUCAUGAUCGAGAAGCACAAGGACGAUAAAAUCAAGUUCGAUGGAAAUAAAGAAAACUUAGAAGUUAUGAAUGGAGAAAAUAAAAAUAAAUAUUCUGAAGAAGACAAAGAGAAUCAGGAGGGAAAGCUUCAGAAUUUGAAAAAAGAGAGUCAAGAAGAGAGUGAAGAAAAUCAACAGAAUGAAAAAGAGGAAAAUUUGAUUGUUUUGAUGGAACAAAGGUUGCAAUAUUUGUUGAAGUCUUUGGCUAAAUUGUGUAUAGACAAAAACGCUAAUAAAAAAGAGUAUGACAAUUUGUCCAGCACCUACAAAUUCUGUUACGGAAAAACUCUGCGCCCAGUUAAUAAAUCAGGAGUCGAUUUGUUGGAGCAUCUUGUGAAGGUUUUCACUGAAAUAACUCCGAAAAUUCGGCAGCUCAACGACUAAAAAGUUUUUUUAACUUUUUCACAAUUAUUACUGCAGCUAGAGAGUGACUUAUAUAAAUCACAGAUAUAAAUGUAUAUACUGUAUUUAAGUAUUUAUUAAAUAAUAAAUGGGUUUUGUUUUUUAUAAA
This is a messenger RNA of Cotesia glomerata, 3699 nucleotides long. Its product is annotated as erythroid differentiation-related factor 1. The transcript is spliced from 6 exons. Gene Ontology annotation, biological process: positive regulation of DNA-templated transcription. The coding region runs from base 99 to 3572 and encodes 1157 amino acids. Lineage: Eukaryota; Metazoa; Arthropoda; Insecta; Hymenoptera; Braconidae. The record is from RefSeq and is a predicted model, not a curated record.